This is a messenger RNA of Cyanidioschyzon merolae strain 10D, 918 nucleotides long. Its product is annotated as outer mitochondrial membrane protein porin. Gene Ontology annotation, cellular component: mitochondrial outer membrane. The transcript has a single exon. Bases 1 to 918 code for a protein of 305 amino acids. Gene Ontology annotation, molecular function: voltage-gated monoatomic anion channel activity. The record is from RefSeq and is a predicted model, not a curated record. Gene Ontology annotation, biological process: monoatomic anion transmembrane transport. NCBI's taxonomy places the organism in Eukaryota, Rhodophyta, Bangiophyceae, Cyanidiales, Cyanidiaceae.
AUGGUGAUCAAGCUAUUCUCAAAGCUUGGAGAGAACUCGAAGAAGAUUUUGAACGAUGAUUUUGUUUUCCAGCCGAAACUCACUGUGAAAAGCACGACACAGAACGGUGUAACGUACUCUGUGAACGGUGUGCAGACGCCGAACGGAAACAUUGAGGCGGACUUUGGGACGAAAUUCAAAUUAGAGCCUGCGAACCUCGGAUCCAUUAUAUCCGGUGGUGCUGCAACAAACACAAUCUCUCUGAAGCUUUUCACCACCGGUGCAGUGAGUGCAGAAACCGUGCUCGACGACGUUGCAAAUGUCAGCGGUCUGAAGGCGACCCUGUCGGGCACCGUGCGUGACGCUUCCAACUUUGUCGCUCUCACUUCCGAGUACGUCGGGCACAUACUUGCGAUUUCAGCUGGUGUCAAUGUGUUCGGUACCACGGCGGCGACGAGUUCAGGUGACACAUCGUCACCGAGCACUGCGCUUUUCAACGGCUCCCUUGUUUUGGGCGCUGAAGGCAUAUAUGUCGGCGGCGAGCUCGAGUACAAUGCGAGCAAUGCAGCCAUAAGCAAAUACAAUGCGGCGAUCAGUUACUGCGAUAAGGGUGAGAGCGAGCUGCUUCUUGCCCUCACGGACAAAGCUCAGUGUAUUCGUGCUUGCUAUGCUCACGCUAUUUCAAAAAGAUUGAGCGUCGCCGCAGAAAUCAGCUAUAGAAGAGCGACGGAUGCCAGGCUUUUGACUGUAGGAUUCAAAUACGGAAUUGACGAGCUUUCAUCGGUCAAAGCUAAGGUAGAUUCUGCAGGCGAACUUUGUAUGGCCUACAUCCAAGAAAUUCGGCCGAGGACGACUUUAGUGCUUGCCUCCAGAUUGAACGUGAACCAGUUGGACAAAGGAGGCCAUCGGGUCGGGUUGUCUUUGACAUACGAUGCCUAG